AUGUCAACAAGGGAGUCGGUGGCCAAAUCAACACCGGUGUCUUCACCGCUACAACAGUCUGUGCAGAAUCUACGUGUGCCGCCACGGAUCCACCCGUCCCAUUCUGACGGUUCAACCCUGUUGACAUCUUCACCACCGCAAACGUCAUCGGCUGGUGGUACGAAGAAUCACCAGAAGAAACCCUCGAGGGUAAUCAGCGACGAUGGGAGUGGCAUGAAUAGACUGGUGGAUCAGUUCUAUGAGCAGAGUCCUAACCACACAGCCAGUUCACGGCUCAAUACCCCAUUCAUAUCAAGGACAAAUACCCAAGAGCAGCUGAGUCCUAAACAACCAAUCAAUAUCUUGAAACAGACGAAGCUAUUGACGAAUGAUAACUCGUUAAUCGUUGAGGAUGUGAAUAGGCUGGAGAACAGGGUGCUGAAGUCCGUUCAGAAUCAAGUGGAGGUGAACAAGAGCGCAAUUACCGAUGAUAAGGCAUGCUUUGUCCAGCUACAGCGCGAGGUUGAAGAAACUAGAAACAGGAUAUCACAGUGGCUGAAGCUAGUCUUGGAGAACACAAAGCUGAUAGACAAUGAGUACAAGGAAUUUGAAAAGGAAGUUGAUAGACUGUUUGGUAUUUUAACUGUCCUGGAUCAGUACGAAAUUGCCGUGAAUUCAUCAAGACAGAAACUCGUUGAUAACAAGGCUCGCUUAGAACAACUAUGGAAAGUUGUUGAAGAUAUUGAAUCCCUUGAGAAAAGGCAGAAGCAGAGCAUCAGAUCGAGGAACAAGGCAAUUAUAUGGUCUCUCGUAGUGGUGUGCAUUGCUAUAACGCUGUAUAAACUCACUUUUGUGGGAAGCUAUUGUUUAUAUUAG
Molecule: messenger RNA, 855 nt
Organism: Williopsis jadinii
Lineage: Eukaryota; Fungi; Ascomycota; Saccharomycetes; Phaffomycetales; Wickerhamomycetaceae
Exons: 1
Coding region: 1-855 (284 amino acids)
Source: RefSeq, a predicted model, not a curated record